Molecule: messenger RNA, 1431 nt
Organism: Fusarium sp. VM40
Lineage: Eukaryota; Fungi; Ascomycota; Sordariomycetes; Hypocreales; Nectriaceae
Source: the annotation of a GenBank genome assembly
AUGGACAGCAACGACGAUGAGACGGCCCGUGGUGAAGCUGCGCCAUUGUUAGGCGAUGCACAGCAGACAAGUCCUUCAGUGCCUGCUCACGACUGGUGGACUGAACUGUCACUCAUCGCGCGCUACACAGUGCCUCUCGUGGCUACGUACCUGCUCCAGUAUUCCUUCAGUGUCAUCACGACAACGACAGCUGGCCACCUCAGCCCAGAUGAUCUGGCGGCUGCUGCAAUUGGCGUGACCACGAUGAGUAUCGCUGGUCUUGCCCUCUAUGAAGGAAUGGCAACUGCUCUUGAUACCCUUUGUGCGCAGGCCUACGGGGCGGGGAACAAGGCUGGAGUUGGCCUGCACGUACAACGUAUGCUUAUUCUUAUGGCUAUUGUCACUGUCCCUGUGGGUGCCAUCUGGAUAAGCUCGCCUGCUUUCUUGACUCUUAUACUCAAACAAAAUCACCUGGCCGUCAAAGCUGGCUCAUUUCUGAGAGUCAGCUUGCUUGGAAUCCCCGGGUACGCGUCCUUCGAGGCCCUCAAACGCUUCCUCCAAGCACAGGGUGAUUUCAACACAGGCAUGAUUGUCUUGGUGAUAUGUGCCCCUUUAAAUGCCCUCCUCAGCUGGCUCUUCGCCUUCCGCCUCGGCAUGGGCCUUGAAGGUGCAGCCCUCGGCGCGGCUGCAGCCAACACUCUCCGACCUACCCUCCUUCUUGUAUGCAUCUACUUCAAAAAGUCCACUCACGAAUGCUGGCCGGGCUUUACUCGUCGUGCAUUCCAAAGCUGGGGUCCCAUGGUUCGGCUAUCUGCCGCAGGCUCGGCUGUGACAUUGGCUGAGUGGACAGCGUUUGAGAUCAUCACCGUUAGCACGUCAUACAUGAGCACGAUGCAUCUUGCAGCACAGACGAUAUUGACUACUACCUCGAUAGUCAUGUGGCACAUUCCCUUCUCCCUUGGUGUGGCUGUGAGUACAAGGAUUGGCCACUUGAUAGGUGGUGGCUAUGUCGCUGCCGCCCGGCGCAUUACUAUACUCUACGGCAUUCUAUUCGUCGCUCUGGGCUUCUUUAAUGGUACCGUCUUGUUCUUGUUCCGGAACUACAUUGGUCCUUUCUACACCAGCGAUGAGUCUGUUCGACGCAUUGUGGCAAAUACCAUGCUUGCAGUAGCUGCUUUCCAACUCGUUGACUCGAUCGUCUGCGGUUGCAAUGGUGUACUUCGCGGUCUGGCAAGACAGUCUGUUGGUGCCUGGGUCGUUUUCUUCGUCAAUUACUUGGCUGCAGUGCCCAUAGCGGUCUGGUUAGAAUUGGGACUAUUGCAUCUGGGCCUCAAUGGAGUAUGGUCAGGAAUCAUUGGUGGCUCGGCCGUUAUUGCUGCUGUUGAAGUCAUCUACAUGAUAAGGGUAGACUGGAGAGGUUCCGUGGAGACUGUCAAGUCCAGAGAAGAUUGA